GACAGGUCGCAGAGACAGAGAGAGACACAGGCCAGAGAAGAGACACCAACCAAGAAGAGACAGGAAACAGAAAAAGAAGAAGACGGUGUUCGAUGGCAUUCAAUCGAGAGAAAAAGAGACUAGUUAGAAAAAGAUGAGGAACUGAGAAGACAGGAUACUGUGAAAAAAACAGAUAACCCACUAACCAGACAUUGGCAUGGGGAACCACCUGGAGAAAUAAGGAGAAAGAGAAGAGAGCGUUACUGUGAAAAAACAACUGGUAGACAAGAGAAUGAGAGGCACUUCAGAUGCUCUUUGUGAGGACUGAGUUACACUGAGACUAACAGACCAAACAACCAACUAACCAACUCACUAUCCUACUGACACCGGCUAACUGACCAACCGACUAACCAACCCACCAACCCACCAACCCACACAAUAGUCUCUGCACAGUAUGCGCCUCUUCAACAAGGACCUGAGGCUGCAGGACGUGACUCUGAUGUACCUGACCGUCUUAGCCACCCUGGUGGUGAUACUGGUAGCCUCCUACCAGGUAGAUCCUGCUGCCAGCCCCUCCAGGGGAGGAUCCACCCCAACCUCCACCUCCACCCCGGUGCAGCUGCCCUACCACAUGCCCCUGGACCCCCGCGGACACCUCCAUCUCUCUUGGAACAUCUCCUACCCCCUCCAGGAGCUGUAUCUGGAGGUGCUCUGCAGCGAAAUGAAACAUGGCCUGGUCCUGGGAAUGUCCGACCGCGGGGAGCUCACCAACGCUGACCUGGUGGUCCUCUGGGACGACGGCCACCAGUCCUUCUUUGGGGAUGCGUGGAGUGACAGUCAGGGUCAUGUGAGUCUGGACAGCCAACAGGACUACCAGCUGAUGGACACCAGGCAGACACCUGAGGGAUUCUCCCUGCUGUUCAAGAGACCCUUCAGCACCUGCGACCCCAGAGAUUACAUCAUAGAGGAGGGUACUGUUCACCUGAUCUACGGAGUGUUGGAUCAGCCAAUCCGCUCGCUCCAGCAGCUCAACCUGUCCCAGAUUGAGACGGGAGUGCAGAGGGCCCUCCUGCUGCGCCCAGACACCCCACCCCCCUCCCUGCCCCGAGACGUACAAACCCUGGAGGUCCGGACCCCCGACAUCACCAUCCCCACCCAGGAGACCACCUACUGGUGCCACAUCUUCCAACUGCCACCCAACAUGCCCAAGAACCACAUUGUCAUGUAUGAGUCGGUGGUAACCCCUGGUAACGAGGCCAUAGUGCACCACAUGGAAGUGUUUGAGUGUUCUCCUGAGAUGAGUACAGUCCCACAGUACAGCGGGUCCUGUGACUCCAAGAUGAAGCCUGCCAGCCUCAACUACUGUCGCCAUGUUCUGGCGGCCUGGGCUAUGGGGGCAAAGUCUUUCUACUACCCAACUGAUGCAGGGCUGCCUCUAGGAGGACCAGCGUCUUCCAGGUUUCUUCGACUAGAGGUGCACUACCACAACCCACUCCUCAUAUCAGGUCGUAAGGACAACUCUGGGGUGCGUCUCUACCACACCCCCAGCUUAAGGAGGUACGACGCGGGCAUCAUGGAGCUUGGGCUGGUCUACACCCCGGUCAUGGCCAUACCACCCAGAGAACAGAACUUCCAUCUCACAGGAUUCUGCACGUCCAAGUGUACACAAACUGCCCUUCCUCCAGGGGGGAUCAACAUCUUUGCGUCCCAGCUGCACACUCACUUGGCGGGGAGAGGGGUGAGGACGGUCCUGGUGAGGGGUGGAAGAGAGGUGAAGGUGGUACAGGAGGAUAAGCAUUUCAGCACCCACUAUCAGAUAAUCAGAAUGCUGAGGAAGAUGGUGACAGUGCUGCCUGGGGACGUCCUCUUGACAAAGUGCACAUACAACACAGAGGACAGGAGCCAGCCUACAGUGGGAGGCUUUGGGAUCAUGGAGGAGAUGUGUGUGAACUAUGUACACUACUACCCCAGAACUCAACUAGAACUCUGUAAGAGUAACAUUGACCCUGGAUACCUGCAGAAGUACUUCAGCUUCAUCAACAGGUUCCAGGGCGGUGAUGCGUGUAGCUGUGGUCAGACCAGUGUGACGGACCAGUUCUCCUCUUUGUCCUGGGACUCCUUCAGUGGAGAGGUUCUCAACUCUCUCUACAACACCGCUCCCAUCUCCAUGGCCUGUAACCAGUCCUCUGCCAAGCUCUUCCCUGGCGACUGGGAAAGGCAGGAGCUUCCUGUUGUGACAUCACAGCUCCAGAGGCCCCGCUACCCGUGUGAGGGGGGCAAGCUGCCCUCCCAGAGCAGUGAGCCCACCGUGGUGCAGCCUGACAGGGGAGAGGAGGUCUGAUGCCCCUCUCCUCUGUCUGAAUAUCAACCCCCUUCUAACUCUCUCUGGUGAUCUACUUCACCUCCACCACAUCAACAACACAAGGACUAGCAUGAUAUCAGCUCUGUCAUCAUCACAUUGCAGUAUUAUUACACAGUGAAUUACGACAACAUACUCCAACAUCUCUCACCAGAUAUGUUUUGUCCAAUGAAUCUGAAAACAUUGUCACAUUGUUGGGUGAAGAUACUGGUGGAUAAAUAUGAAGCUUGAUUUUACUGGUCGUCGUGGUUUAUCAUUUUAAGCUGUAUGUUAAUCAUUGACAUCAAGAACUGCAUAUCAAUGAUACAUGUUAAAGUCUUCUAAACCUGUCACUCAAUUGAUUUGGACAUAUAGGACCAGUUUCCCAGAGACAGAUUAAGCCUAGUUCUAGUCCCAUGCUUAACAAAUAACAAUAUUGUCUGUCCCAAAGAAAGAAUCCCUGCAUUGCAUUUGAAAUGAAUCAAUAAAGUGUAUUGAAGAAUUCA
Oncorhynchus nerka (sockeye salmon) is the source of this 2823-nucleotide messenger RNA. Its product is annotated as dopamine beta-hydroxylase (dopamine beta-monooxygenase). Bases 434 to 2320 code for a protein of 628 amino acids. Gene Ontology annotation, biological process: norepinephrine biosynthetic process; octopamine biosynthetic process; dopamine catabolic process. Lineage: Eukaryota; Metazoa; Chordata; Actinopteri; Salmoniformes; Salmonidae. Gene Ontology annotation, cellular component: secretory granule membrane. Gene Ontology annotation, molecular function: dopamine beta-monooxygenase activity; copper ion binding. The record is from RefSeq and is a predicted model, not a curated record. The transcript is spliced from 12 exons.